This is a messenger RNA of Culex quinquefasciatus (southern house mosquito), 1339 nucleotides long. Its product is annotated as 1,5-anhydro-D-fructose reductase. The record is from RefSeq and is a predicted model, not a curated record. The transcript is spliced from 6 exons. NCBI's taxonomy places the organism in Eukaryota, Metazoa, Arthropoda, Insecta, Diptera, Culicidae. Gene Ontology annotation, molecular function: oxidoreductase activity. The coding region runs from base 203 to 1171 and encodes 322 amino acids.
CCACAACAACCCAGUCGCUCGUUGGCUUGCCUGGAGAGUGGUCACACUUUUUAAGUUCCUCGGUGCAACCUCGCGUUGCUUUGGUGGUGCAGGUCAUAAAUAAUUAUAAUUUUUUUCCCCAUUCUCUCGCGAGCUUCGUGUACAGUAUUUAUUGUGUGUGCAUUUUCUGCUGCUUAAACUGGUCUUUUUGAAGGAAGAGAUAAUGGCCUGCAAGAUGAGCCUAACUUUCGAAAACGGCACCGAAAUGCCGGCCCUCGGAUUCGGGACUUGGCGGGCGCCCAACGAAGAGGUAGAGAAAGCGCUGAACGAAGCCCUGGAAGCCGGCUAUCGCCACAUCGAUACGGCCCCGGUCUAUCUGAACGAGAAGACCAUCGGGAACGUGUUGAAGGAAUGGCUGGACGCGGGCCGGCUGACCCGCGAGGAGUUGUUCAUCGUAACGAAGCUGCCCCCGCACGGGACGAGGGCCGCCACGGUGGAGAAGUUUCUGCGGCGUUCGUUGGACGAUUUGCAGCUCGAGUACGUGGAUCUGUACCAUGUGCACGUGCCGUUUACGGUGCCGGAAGUGGACGGCCCGUUCCUGAUGGAUGACAACGGGGAUAUCAUGCUGGAGACGACCACGGAUCAUGUGGCGUUGUGGAAGGCCAUGGAGGAAGUGCAGAAGGCCGGCCUCGCACGCAACAUAGGCCUAUCGAAUUUCAACCAACGGCAGAUUCAAAGGAUCCUCGAUAAUUGCCAAAUCAAGCCGGCUAAUCUGCAGAUCGAGAACCACAUCUAUCUGCAGCAGCCGGAACUGGUAAAGUUCUGCAAGGCCAAUGGAAUCACGGUGACGGCGUACUCGCCGCUCGGAUCGAAAGGAAUCGAGAAGUUGUUGAACCGCGAAGUGCCCGACCUGUUGGACAACCCGGCGGUGAAGGAAAUCGCCGCCAAGCUGGGCCGGUCCUGCGCCCAGGUGCUGCUGCGCCAUCUGCUGCAGCGCGGGAUUUCGACGAUCCCGAAGAGCACGAACCCGCGCCGGCUGCGGGAGAACAUUGCGCUGUUCGACUUCGAGCUCGACGACGCGGACAUGGUGCGGCUGAACGCGCUGGACCAGAGCAUCCGGAUUUGCGACUUUGCGUUCUUUCCCGGUAUUACAAAGCAUCCAGAGUUCCCGUUUGCCACAGAAUCGGCCUGAAUAUUUUAAAAGGAAUUUCUCAUAUUUUCUUACGUAUUGAAAAAACACACGAUUAUUUUUUAAACAAUUAGUGUUAUUGAAAGCCUGUCACUUACCUACAUUGAGUAAAUUAAUUAGAUUUUAGUAUUUUAAAAAUAUACACUUUAAUAAAGUUAGAUUUCGCACAUA